Messenger RNA from Medioppia subpectinata, 319 nucleotides. NCBI's taxonomy places the organism in Eukaryota, Metazoa, Arthropoda, Arachnida, Sarcoptiformes, Oppiidae. The record is from the annotation of a GenBank genome assembly.
CCGAGACAUGAGUGCCGACAGAGAGGGCCGGUAUAUGUGUCGCGCGUCUGUCAAAGGAUUCCCAGAGAUUUCAGCACAAAGUCUCGUCUUUAUUAAAGGUCCGCCGCGUAUAAGACGUCCAUACGUUCAGUACGGUAUGGAUGGACAGGCAGUUAACGUGGAAUGCAUUAUAGACUCCAUUCCGACGCCGACCAAGAUUUUAUGGUUUCAUAAUUCACGGUUGGUUGACGUCGACAACAACGAUGGCUAUGAGUUGAUCGAAGAGUCCAUUCAAACUGAUUCCAGCUUUCGGUCAACCAUUUCGAUCAGAAAAUCAAAA